This is a messenger RNA of Mytilus trossulus (common blue mussel), 6933 nucleotides long. Its product is annotated as transient receptor potential cation channel subfamily M member-like 2. Gene Ontology annotation, biological process: calcium ion transmembrane transport. The record is from RefSeq and is a predicted model, not a curated record. Gene Ontology annotation, molecular function: nucleic acid binding; ligand-gated calcium channel activity. Lineage: Eukaryota; Metazoa; Mollusca; Bivalvia; Mytilida; Mytilidae. Bases 21 to 4601 code for a protein of 1526 amino acids. The transcript has 27 exons. Gene Ontology annotation, cellular component: plasma membrane.
CAAAUUCUUUCAAACUUAAGAUGGCAGGGAUUGGACAAAGACUAAAAAUACAUCCUAGUGAUAAAAACUUGCUGGCUUUUGGAAGGCAAGAUUUCAGCAUUCAGUCACAGUUUGACACAGGAGGCGGGACAAGUUCACGGAUGAUGAUGACAAGAGACGAAACUGACAUUAAAAAAGCUAAAACACAGGAAAGACUUACAUUAGAGGAUGUCAGAUUUUCAGACAUGAGGAAGAAAGUUCCUUUACUCGGAAGAGUCCCAUUAAGUAAAAUGAUGGUUUCUGAUGUGGACGAUAUAUUUGAGCAGCAAAAGAAGGAACACCUUAGUUUUAUCAAACUAAACUUUAGGCAGUUAGAAUGUCAGCAAUUUGUUCCUGCACCAAAUCAACAAAAAAUAGAGAAAACAGUAGCCUUAAAAUGUCACUGUGGAGAAGUUUUAAAAAAUCAUAUUCCAUAUGAAUUUAACCUAUCAACCCAAACGGGAAAACGAAAAGCAACGACAUAUAGAUACGAAAACUUAAUUCCAUCUGAUUUAAAGCCUUUUAUUGAUCUCAACAACCUUGGAUCUAAGCCUCCUGAAAAGUUCCCUCCUGUGGAAUGGAAACCUGAUCAGGCUAUCAAAGUAAAAAUUACCACGUCUUUUGGAAAAAUUAAAUUUACAGGCAUGGAACAAGUUGGGGGCAUGAAACCUGCAAAGUACUUACGUUUAACAGAUGAAGAACAACCAGAUUCAGUUGGUCUGGCUAUAAAGCUGAUGAAAGACCAUUGGAGAAUAAUGGAGCCGAAUACACCAAGUCUGAUUAUAUCUGUUGUUGGUGGUGCUAAAAACUUCAAGCUUAAUGGUAAAAUGAGGGAAACUUUCCAGUCUGGUCUUAUUAAAGCUUCCCAAACAACAAAUGCUUGGCUGAUAACAUCAGGAUUCAAUAUGGGAGUAAUGAAGGAAGUAGGAUUAGCGGUUAGAGAAGGUCAGUCAUUCGAAUGGUAUAAAGACAGAUUUGCCCAUGGUCUGCGUUGUAUUGGAAUAGCUCCAUGGGGAUAUGUUAAAAAUAGAAAUUGUCUGACAGACCACACUAUGAAACUUUACCCCACUGAAUACAAAACCAGUAAUGUGAUAGAACAUGCAAAACCAGUGCCACUGAAUUCUGAUCAUACACAUUUCAUCUUUGUUGAUGAUGGAUACAGAAACUUAUAUAGGGGUGUAGCUAAAUUUAGAGCUAGAUUUGAAAAGAAACUGUCUGAUCCAAUCGAAAAAGGUGGAGAGGGGAUACCAGUUGUAUUAAUUGUAGUAGAAGGAGGUCGGGAUGCUAUAGAGGAUGCUAAAACCUCUCUGGAACAUAAUAUUCCUGUUAUCUUGUGUGAGGGUACUGGUAGAGCUGCUGAUAUACUAGUGUAUGCUUACACCAAUCCAGAGAGGGGGACUAAGAUCCGUAAGUUGAUAAAGAAGGCGUAUUUUGAAUUGAAAUCAGCAGACAAGGACGACCCUAAGGCUAAACAGAAGGCUGAAGAUGGGAUCAGUAAUGUGUUUGAAAGUGUCAAAAGUUGUAUUGCAAAAAAAGAUAUGAUCAGUAUAUUUCAUAUAAACAAACACGAAGAACUUGAUAAUGAAAUUCUGAAGAUUUUACUGAAAGCUAAAGCUGGUGAAGUAACCGAAAAACAGAGAUUAGAGAGAUUAAAACUGGCUCUCAAAUGGGACAGGGCUGACAUAGCACAAGAAGAAAUAUUCAGAGAAGAUGCUUUAUGGAGUAGAGGAAGUUUUGAUGAAGCGAUGGAGACAGCCAUACUAACUGAUAACGUAAAGUUUGUACAGAUAAUUUUGAACCAAGGAGUCAUGAUGGGAGAAUUUCUCACCAGCAAAAGAUUGUUAAAACUUUAUGAUAUGGCAUUGAAGGAAAUAGAUAUAAAUAGCAUGCCUUUUAAACAGUUGAUCACUAAGCUUGGCAUGAGCGAGAAUGAAGAAAUGAAAAUGGAGAAAUUGUCUAAAAUUGUGGUUUCGUUAAUGGACAAGUUUGAUUAUGACAUGGAAGAAGAAGAAGAUAUAGAUGAUAAUGCCAAUGACAAUGACAAUGAAAGAAAUAAGAAUGAACCUAAACACUUUAAACAUCCAUACAAACAAUUGCUCAUAUGGUCAGCCCUACUACUUAGACCACGUCAUCCACAGAGCCAGGGAUCUGUCGAGAGGGCAAAUGGUGAUGUUAAAGAAAUGCUCUCAACAUGGCUCAGUGAAAAUAAUUCUACACUAUGGUCUGAAGGAUUACGAUUUAUCCAAUUUCAACAGCAGAUGGCCCACUUUGCAUUAAAAAUGGGAGGUGAACCAGUAACAAGUACAGUAGCAGCUUCCAGAAUACAUUUCUCCUUAGCCAAAUAUAUACACAGAAAUGAGUUGUCUGUCCAAAAUAAAGUCUUAUCAUAUAAAGAAGAGUUUGAUGAACUAGCAUCAGAUAUAUUAGACGAAUGUCAUACUAGAGAUCCUACUACAGCAAUGAUGAUUGCUGAGAGGAGAUCCCCUACAUGGAGUAAUAUGACAAGUAUGCAGAUGGCAGCUUCUGCAGACAAUCAGACUUUUUUGGCAUCAGUUGUGUGUCAAAAUUCUAUCAAUUCAACAUGGAAGAGAGGAAUAGGGUCAUCCUGGCAAAAGGUAUUUCUGGUGAGUUUGUUCCCCUUCCUAGCAGCAACACCACUACUGGAUAUAAACAAACUUGGAGACAACAAGAUGUCACCUACAUAUAAGUUCCUGGCGUUUCUUACUUCACCAAUAGCAAAGUUUACUUACCAUUCUCUGAUGUAUUUGAUUUUUCUGAUGCUAUUUACAUAUUUUGUAUUAGUGGAGUUUCGGACAUCUGAAGUUACUCCUAUAGAAGUUGUUUGUAUUGUUUGGAUAUCUACGUUUAUUAUAGACAACGCAUACACAUUUCUGGCAUUUCCAUCCCCAACACUUAAGUGUACCAUCAGAGACUGGUUUGGACUGCUAAAGUUUCUAGACAUUGGAAACUGUGUAUUAGCUAUAAUAGGAUUUAUCAUGCAUGCAAAAGGAACUAAAGCUAUGGAGGCAAAAUCUAUAUUUUGUAUAAAUGCGGUUGUAUUUUACAUAAAGGUGUUGGAAAUUUAUACAGUAAACAGUCGAUUAGGACCUAAAAUGGUGAUGAUUAAAAAAAUGAUGUUGGAAUUAGUGAUGUUUAUUUUAGUGUUGACUAUAUUCUUGUUAGCUUAUGGAGUAGCUAGUCAAGGACUAAUGCAUCUACAGAGAAAAUCUGAAUGGACGAUACUUAAAGACGUUGUUUACUUCCCAUACUGGCAGUUGUACGGAGAGUUGUCUUUAGACGAAAUACAAGAUGAUGACCACUGUGAGUAUUUAAAUACCACUAAAAAUGUGAAUAAGACUGAUCUGUAUGAUGAAUCGUACUGUAGACAGUACCAUGGGCUUGUUCCUGUAUUCUUAGCAGCAUAUUUGAUGAUUGGAAAUAUACUGUUGCUUAACUUGCUGAUAGCCAUUUUCAGUAACGUAUUUCACGAAGUUCAGGUUAAUUCGAACAGAAUUUGGAAGUAUCAGAUGUACUUACUAGUGAUGGAAUUUGAUACAAAGGCUUCCCUGGUACCACCACUCAGUAUUUUUAUACAUAUCUAUCUGAUCUUUAAAUGGGUCUUCAGACAUACCUGCUGUAGAAAAUCUAAAGGUCGCCAAUAUGGUUCUCGCCAUUUAGAAUAUUUACAGUUGUUUGAGAAAGAACAAUUAUCUAACUACUUGAGGAAAAAGAAAGCUGAUGCUAAAAGUUCUACAGAUCUUAGUAUUCUUAGUAUGCAGAAAAGAAUUGAUGAGUUGUACAAGAUGAUAAAAGAGGAAUUUUUAGAUGAUGAUCCAGCAAUAGUAGACCGAGAAACUUCCAAGGCAGCAUUUGAAUCAUUAUACAGACCCAACACAGUAAGGGAGGCUUCUCUUCAUAGACACAUAUCUAAAAAAGGAUCUUUGAAGGAUACUGUGCCGAUACACACUAAGGAGGAAAACGAAAAAGAAAAGAAACCAAGGAAGAAGAAAAAGAAGAAGGCUAAAGAUGAUGAAGUCAAAUUACUGAAAGCUAAAGAUGACGAAGACAAUUCAUUUAAGGCUCAAAAUGACGAAGAUAAAUUGUUUAAGGCUAAAGAUGGUGACGACAAAUUGUCGAAAGCUGAAGAUGAGGAAGACAGACUGUUUAAAGUAAAAGAUAAGGACAAAUUGCUAAAUAUAGACAAAGACAUAGAGAAACCAGAAGCAGAGAAAAUAGUUGCGGAUUUGUUGGAAGAAAACGUAUCGGAUGAUGAGUAUGUUAUGGCUCCUUCUUCAUUACCUAUUUCUCCAAGACGCAAAUCACCGACAAAAAAGUAUACACCGGACUCUGAUAGUGAUGACGAGAAACCAUCAAGAUCGCUCCGUAUGAACAUCCAACAUGACUCAGAUGAUAACUCUGAUUGGAACAAUUUUGAUCAAUUCAAAAAAACGAGAAGAAGUAAAAGGAGUAGAAGUCGACCACAAGAUUCUUUUUCAGAGGAAGAUCUUAAAUACAGAGGAUCAAAAAUCCGCCAAAAAUUGAGAAAGAAAAGGUCGCGUAAAAAUGACAGUGAUUCUCACUAAUUAUGCCAAACGUUUAUUUGUGCUAAUGGCCCUUGUAUGGUCAUAAAAUUGUUACAGUCAGUUUCAAUUAUUUUGUAAUGAUCAAGGCGGUUUACUGUAAAUAAGAUGUUUUUGAAACUUAUUUAUUAAUUUUGAUUAUUGUUGAUUUUUAAAAUCUAUUUUAAACGUUUAUCAAUAUUAUUGAGCAAAUAAACAAAGAACAUGAUGUUGUUAUACAAGUUUGUAUACACCAAGGAUUUUUACUAUACAAAUCCUUGUAUACACAUACAUACCAAGUUAGGAAUAAGAAGUAUAUUUAUAUAUAUAUACUAAAAGGGUGUUGAUAGCGUCUACAGAAUAGCCACCAAAGUGGCAUUACUAUAGACAAAGGUCAGAAUUUUUAUUAUGUGGAUAUUGCAUUAUACUUUUUGAUACACAUAGGCACUGGCUUAAGUAAUAUUUGUAUACAAUUACCCUAUUCCAGUGUAUGUAUAGAUGAUCUAAUGUUAUUAGUGUCUUCCAUGUAUUAUGUAAAAUGUAUGCCAUUAGUGUAAUACCUGCAUUAUGUAUUUGUUUUUUUAGAUGAUAUUAUUUUCUUUACUUAUUUAUAUAGAAAUCACACAUGUAGUAAUAUAGAAUAGCUAUUUCAGAUUAGUUUAACGAUUUCAAAUUUAAUUUUGGAUGUAACGCUUCUUCUAGUUGGCUGACGUGGUUUUGUUUGUCAGCCCAUAGACAUAAUUAUGUCAUAUGACCGUGACAUCAUCAACGUUCUUUCAUGGUUUACCACGGUUUAAAAUAGAAAUUUGAACUAGAUUAUAAGAAAUGACUGUAAUAUUUUUUCUGUCUAUUCGAAAUAACAUAAAAAAUGUGGUGCACAUUGUAAAGCAACCCCCUACGCGUGUUAUACAGUGUGCACCGCGUUUUUUAUGUUAUUUCAGUGAAAAAUAUUACAGUCUUUUCUGAGAGAAGGAUGUUAUAUUUUUUUAAUGUAAUUUGACAAAAAAAAGAGGAUAUUUCCCACCAGCAUAGUAUGUACAUGUUAACCCGUUGAUGUUUUAGUUAUGGUAGUUUACCACGAUGUUGAAGUCAAUAUGUACAUGAUGAUAUUUAAUUGUAAUGAUCAAAUGCCAAUUUAACGUGUAUCUGAACAUUAACUGAGGAUAAACUGGGGAACGGUUUACUACAUACACAUUUUAGAAUCAUAAAUACAAACAGUAGGGUAUUAGUUACUUCAAUUCAUCUUCGUCGUCAUUUAAACUUCAGAAUUAAAAACAAAACUUAAACGAUAUAAAUUUGGUUGACAUCUUGCCGCUACCUCGAAAUUCUAGAAAUGCAUUUGCAAAAUUUGAAAGUUGUUAUGCUCCUUUGAAAAAUGAGAUAUGUUUUGUGAUAUGUUCAUAUGCUGAUUGCAUUUUCGUGAUACUUUCAUGUGUAUACUUUAUUUUCAUAUUUUUGUGAUACUUUCAUGUGUAAAUGACCUUAUUUUGUUUUAAAAAGAUUUUUUUUUUUAAAACACAUAUGUACUUCAAAAGCAUAUCAUUUAGUGCUCAGAUGCUCCAUUUAUUUUUCCAUAUGAUAUUUUAAAACAAUAUAUCAAGUAUUGUUAUAUAUGAUAUUUAUAAAAUUAGAAAAUCAAAUCAUUUGUUAAAAUGACAUUUCGUCAAAGGUAAUAGUUUUAUAAUGCUGUUAAGAUCACUGUUAUACAAUUAAAAAAAAAUCCUACAUUCUGUCCUAUUUCUGUAUGACAUACCCCCCUUUUUUUAACGCGUAUUCGUUUGUACAUUUGUGAAUCCAUUAUUUUCAAUUCAAAAUUUGGAAAAAAUGUGCAGGAAAUUCACUUCUGGUAUAAUGAACGCUAGUUUUUAUUGUUAUCUAGUCUGAAUUGUUUGACUUAACGAUCAUUCAACAGUAAUUUCUGAAUUUACAGUUAUAUCGUUCAGAUUCCAUACAGUAAAGACAUGGUUAUUUAUUUUUUCGUCUGAUAAGCAAUUUGUACAAUCAGCCAAAUACAUAUAAUAUAUCAUUUUGCAUUGAUACAAGGUAAUUUUACAUAUAAAUUUACUCACUAAUCAAAAAGAUUUACAUUUAAAACAUACGCAAAAUUGUUCUGUUAUUCAUGACCAUAAUGUUUAUUGUAUAGACCUUUUUGCAAUUACUUGUUAUUUUGACAUUGACCUUUAAUGGUUCACUUUUAUAAAUUGUUAUUUGGAUGUAGAGUUGUCUCAUGGGCUCUCGCACCACAUCUUCCUUUAUCUAUCAUAUUAGUGUAAAUAUCAAUAUUCAUAUGAAUUGUAACAUUGUAAGAUCUGAUUUUUUAAAUCAUGCAUUGCUCAGUUGUUAUAAACACAUGAUC